Messenger RNA from Penicillium maclennaniae, 3354 nucleotides. It is a transcript of the gene pan2n2, whose product is annotated as poly(A)-specific ribonuclease. The transcript has 3 exons. The record is from RefSeq and is a predicted model, not a curated record. Gene Ontology annotation, molecular function: poly(A)-specific ribonuclease activity; protein binding; nucleic acid binding. Gene Ontology annotation, biological process: nuclear-transcribed mRNA poly(A) tail shortening; mRNA processing. NCBI's taxonomy places the organism in Eukaryota, Fungi, Ascomycota, Eurotiomycetes, Eurotiales, Aspergillaceae. Gene Ontology annotation, cellular component: P-body; PAN complex. Bases 1 to 3354 code for a protein of 1117 amino acids.
AUGGAGGCCGACUGGGAUGAGUUGUCGCGCAUAGCGGUGCCACCGCCGAGUGCGCUCGCGAUGCCUACACCUGCGACGACAAUAGCAUUUGAUGAUGUGGUGGAACUUUUGUGGAUAGGGAAUGAAUAUGGUCGAAUUUCUUCAUUCUACGGGCCUGACCUCCAACGAUAUACCUCUGUGCGAGCCCAUCCAGCUUCCGAGGGCGUGGUGCGACAAAUCAUUUUUCAUGAUCGCGGCGUGAUAUCAUUGUCUUCCAAAAGUGUACACAUGAUCACGCGGCGUGGCCUGACACAAUGGCAUCUCGCAGACGAGGAUAUGGUCGAUCUUCGCUGCAUGAGCUUCACGGCGCAGCUCAAUCGUAUUCUUGUUGCAGGUUGCCAGCGCGUGAUGUUUACUGUGGAUAUCGAUAAGGGCACGAUUGUUGACAAGUUGCCUACUGAAUACAGUUACACGCUAAUGAAAAAGAGCCGGUAUCUUUGUGCAGCGACAGACACGGGAUCGGUAAACGCACUCAGUCUCAAUGAUUUUAGUGUCGUCAAGUCUUGGAAAGCCCAUGGCACCGCUGUAAAUGACAUGGAUGCACGGAAUGAUUUGCUCGUCACUUGCGGAUUCUCCGUCCGCCAUCUCGGCUCUCCGAUCGUUGAUCCACUGGCAAAUGUGUAUGACCUGAAGACGUUAUCGCCACUACCACCUAUUCCUUUCCAUGCCGGAGCGGCAUAUGUUCGGAUGCAUCCUAAGCUUCAUACGACAAGCUUUGUGGCCUCGCAGACCGGGCAGCUUCAAGUAGUGGACUUGAUGAACCCUAAUGCUAUAAAUUUGCGACAAGCAAAUGUAUCUUUGAUGCUAGGCCUUGAUAUUUCACCUUCAGGAGAGGCACUGGCCAUCAAUGACGCGGAAUGCUCCAUUCAUUUAUGGGGUUCGCCAAGCAAGAUUCACUUCAAUGAGAUGAGCAAGGAGAUUGAAUUUGCUGACGUACCUACACGACCACCACCAAUUGACUGGUCACCAGACACUCCAAUGAACAUGGUUGGAAUGCCUUAUUACCAUGAGCGUCUCUUCUCGGCAUGGCCUAGCCAUCUCAUGUUCGAGGUGGGAAGUCCCCCUCCUCAAUUGGACCAGUCAUUGCUCCCGUACCUGCGCCCGGCUGAGGUGGGACAUCAUGCCCCAAACCCCAGAAAAACAAGGCGCAAUCAGAUCGAAAAUACCCGUGCACUGGCCACAGCAGAGCCGGCUCUCAUGGCGCCCAAGUUCCUGAGCGAAAAGGCUCGGGAACAAAGCAAAUCUAACCUGGUGACCUCUGUCACAGAUGCGGCUGAAGCUCUAGCGGGAGCCAAGAUCAAUGGCGAAAGCGAUGAUGACCCUCUUCUUAAAUAUAGCAACGUUGAGAUAAAGUAUAGUCGUUUCGGUGUCGACGAUUUCGACUUCCGAUUCUAUAACAAGACCAACUUCUCGGGGCUUGAAACCCAUAUCGCCAAUUCCUUCACAAACUCCCUCCUCCAGCUCUUCAAGUUCAUCCCGCUGUUUCGAAACAUGGCGCUCACCCAUGCAGCUGGCUCUUGUAUCUUUGAACACUGCCUCCUGUGCGAAUUGGGCUACUUGUUCGAUAUGCUGGAAAAGGCAAAUGGCCAAAACUGUCAGGCGACCAAUCUUUUGAAGACCUUCAGUAGUUUCCGCGAGGCUUCCAAUCUUGGUCUCUUGGAAGAGAAUCUGCCUAACAAAUCCCUCUCAACUGCGAUUCAAGCUGUCAACCGUUUCUUCUUAACGCAAAUCGCACAAGACUUCCGUAUGAUUCAACCUAGCUCCGAAGAGCUAGACCAACGCCUUGCGACCAUGGCAUCGGAGUCCAUACGGUGCAUGUUCUGCCAAAAUGAGACUGUGCGCCCAGGGAAUUCACUCGCCAACGAGCUUCUAUACCCCAACCUGGACAUGAAACAUGCCAGGCGCAACCCGGCAUUCCGAUUCUCAAACAUACUGCGCGCAAGUAUCGAGCGGGAGACCCAGAAUCGGGGAUGGUGCAAUUACUGUCGACGUUACCAACAGGUGAUGAUCCGGAAGACUAUUCACCGGAUGCCCCUCGUUCUUGUGUUGAACGCCGCAUUGACCAACCCUAUCUGUCGUCGAUUGUGGGCCGUUCCCGGAUGGCUCCCUGACACAGUCGGCAUCGUUAUCGAGAAUGGUCAGAUCAUGUGCUUUGAAGGAGACGAUCUCCGUCUUCGAAUGCAGAAUAAUACUCCCAACCUUGUGAUCUACGAUCUUGUUGGCCUGGUGGCGGAGAUUGACGUUCCAGAGCAUCAGAAGGCUCAUCUGGUCUCCUUUGUCAACGUUUCUAUCUCAGAGCGUGAGCCACAAGAACGGAGCCAAUGGCAUCUGUUCAAUGACUUCUUGGUCACGGAGGUAGACCGGGAUGAAGCGCUUCGCUUUACACAAUCUUGGAAGCAACCUUGCGUUCUGGCAUUCCAGGUCAGAGACGCUCGCCACUCCGUUGAUGACUCUUGGAAGAAUGCUCUUGACACUACCCUGCUAUUCCGUGAGUGGUCUUUGAAUGGUUGUCACCAGGUUGAGUCAUGCCGCAUCUUGACCGAAGAGGAGAAGCCACAGCCGGGAACGCCCCUGGCACUUGAUACCGAGUUCGUGGACCUUGAAAAGGCCGAGAUCGACGUCAAGGCGGACGGAUCUCAGGAGAUCGUACGACCUAAUAGAAGUGGACUUGCUCGAGUUUCCGUGCUGCGCGGCUCGGGUAUUUCGGAGGGUGUCCCUUUCAUUGACGAUUAUAUUACCAUUCGGGAACCCAUUGUCGACUACGUCACACAAUACUCUGGUAUCAAGCCCGGUGAUCUAGAUCCACGGACAAGCGAGCAUAAUCUUGUGCCUCUCAAAGUAGCCUACAAGAAAUUAUGGCUGCUUUUGAAUCUUGGUUGUGUCUUCGUGGGCCAUGGUCUGGCGUCCGACUUCCGCAAGAUCAACAUCCAAGUUCCCAAGUCUCAGACCGUUGACACACAAUACCUCUUCUUCCACCCCGGCAAGAACCGCCGUCUUAGUCUCCGAUACCUCGCCUGGGCGGUUUUCAAAGAGUAUAUCCAGGAAGAGCCGAUUCCCGACACAGUCCAAGGACACGAUUCUAUCGAGGACGCCCGGAUGGCACUGCGUCUCUGGAAAAAGUUUCAGGAAUACGAAGACGCAGGAAUUGUGGCUCAGAUGCUCGAGGAGAUUUUCCGCGAAGGCUCCAAAUUGGGUUUCCGACCCCCUCCAAGAAUGCGACUGCGGUGGUAUUAUCCCGACCAGGCACCGCUGUCACCAUGCAGGACAGUGGUCGCAACACCCCCAGUACCCCCGACGCUACCGCAGCCGCCGUAG